Suncus etruscus (white-toothed pygmy shrew) is the source of this 1218-nucleotide messenger RNA. It is a transcript of the gene RBMXL2, whose product is annotated as RBMX like 2. Gene Ontology annotation, molecular function: RNA binding. Gene Ontology annotation, biological process: positive regulation of mRNA splicing, via spliceosome. The transcript has a single exon. Gene Ontology annotation, cellular component: spliceosomal complex. NCBI's taxonomy places the organism in Eukaryota, Metazoa, Chordata, Mammalia, Eulipotyphla, Soricidae. The record is from RefSeq and is a predicted model, not a curated record. The coding region runs from base 1 to 1218 and encodes 405 amino acids.
AUGGUGGAAGCCGACCGCCCGGGGAAGCUCUUCAUCGGAGGGCUGAACCUGGAGACGGACGAGAAGGCGCUGGAGACGGAGUUCGGCAAGUACGGCCGCAUCCUCGAGGUGCUGCUGAUGAAGGACCGGGAGACGAGCAAGUCGCGGGGCUUCGCCUUCGUCACCUUCGAGAGCCCCGCCGACGCCAAGGCGGCGGCGCGCGACAUGAACGGCAAGUCGCUGGAGGGGAAGGCCAUCAAGGUGGCGCAGGCCACCAAGCCGGCUUUCGAGAGCGGCCGGCGCGGCCCGCCGCCGCCGCCGCCCCGGAGCCGCGGGCGUCCCCGAGGCCUGCGAGGCCCUCGCGGGGGCGGCGACCCGCGGCGGCCCCUGUCCCGCGCCGGGCCCGGCGACGACGGCGGCUACGCGGGCGACUUCGACCUCCGGCCCGCGCGCGGCCCCCUGCCGCUCAAGCGCGGCCCGCCGCCCCCGCCGCGCCGCCAAGCCAACAACGCCAGCGCCGGGCCGCCGCCUCCCAAGCGGCCCGCGCCGUCGGGCCCCAACCGCAGCGGCGGCCUGCGCGGGCAGGCGCCCAGCGCGCGCGGCCGAGACGGCUACGCCGGGCCGCCCCGCCGGGAGCCGCCGCCGCCCCCGCGCCGGGCCGACCCGUACCUCGCGCCCCGCGACGAGGCCUACUCGCCCCGCGACGGCUACGCCGGCCGCGACUACCCGAGCGCCCGCGACUUCGCGCCGUCGCCGCGCGACUACGCCUACCGCGACUACGGCCACGCCGCCGCCCGCGACGACUGCGCGGCCCGCGGCUACGGCGGCGAGCGCGACGGCGGCUACGGCCGCGACCGCGACUACGUGGAGCAUCACCACCACCACCCGAGCGGCGGCUCCUACCGCGACCCCUUCGAGAGCUACGGCGACGCGCGCGGCCCGCCGCCCUCCUACGGCGGAGGAGGCGGAGGCCGCUACGACGACUACCGAGGAUGCUCGCCCGACGCCUACGGCGGUGGCAGCGGCACCGGCGGGCGCGACGGCUACGGCAGCGGCGGCGGCGGCCGCAGCGAGCGCUACUCCCGAGGCCGCGACCGGGUAGGUCGGGCUCCCCCGUCCGUGGAGAGGGGCUGCCCACCCCCGCGCGAUUCCUACGGCCGCUCCGGCCGCCGCGUGCCCCGCGGCGGAGGCCGCCUCGGAAGCCGUCCCGAGAGGGGCGGCGGCCGAAGCCGCUACUGA